UAUAUUAUUAGUACAAAAAUACAUUUUAUCAUGUUUUAUCAAUGUUUCAAGUGUCAUUCUAAUCCUCGCAUUGUUAUUAUUAUUAUAUACCAGAUUUACAUGGGAUGGUUAUCAAUGAUAUAUGUGAAAAACUGCACACAAAUUGUUAACAAUAGGAAAACAUGUAAUCCGCUUUUAGCGCAGAUGCUAUUCAUUUAAAACUAUGCGCAAUGUCAAUUUCAGAUUUAUUUACCAUAUGGAACAUACAUAAAAGCACGCCUAGACAAAGCUCCAUAUUUCAAUUCAUUUGGAAGCAUGAUAGUUUCGGUGUCCGUAUAUCCUUCCGUGCACGAUCAGCAUGGCCGCAGUAGAGGGUUGUGUGGUUCACUUAAUAACAACCGUACAAAUGACUUUCACGACUACAACAGACAAAUCAACAUGAAUAGAUUUGAGUUUAUUCAAACUUGGAGAGUUUCAAAAGAGGAAAGUUUAUUCAAGACAAAUGCUAAAUCAACAGCCUCGUGGGCACAUCCUGCUUGCACAUGUAGUGUAUCCAGUGGUCAAGUAACAACCAAGGAUAAAUGUCACCUAGGAGCAGAUAACGAAUGUGCAAAGGGAAGAAAGGUCGGGGAACAGACAUGCAAACUCACUGAAAAGAUACCUAUCGAGAGUACUGAGAAGCAUACUGUUCCUGUUCUAGAUCUGAGCAAAGAUGGCAAUCACAAAGAUGACGCCUCGAAAGGACCCGGAUUGACUGAAACAACGCCAAAAACUAAGACAGAAUCACGUGUUUCACAGACAACAACAUCUAUCCCAAAAGAACACUGGAAUCACACUAAAGCUAGAACGUUUUGCACAAAAUACAUGAAUAGUUCAAGGGCAUUCCAACUCUGUGCACGGGUUCCCAACACAGGCACCGAGCGGGCUAUUGAAACAUGUACACAGGAUAUUGUUGUAAGUUAUUGAUAUUAUUUUGUUACAAAAUGUAGAAAUUGUUUGGUUUUCGGGUUAUAUUUUUUCGUGUUAAGUCAGAUAAACACAAUCUUAGAUCAUGUGGUGACGUACACAUUUAAUAUUAACGGAAAACCCAUAUUUUUCCUCCGGAAAUAGUUCAAGACAAAUGUGGAGACAUUGAUAGUACCACCGAUUUUCCUCAAGCCAAGCAGUGACUUCUUUAAAGGACGACCACAUAGCGCUACUGUCCACAAAGAUGUUGGGCAAGAGAUUCAAAACCAGGGUAAUUUUGAUAUGAAUAAAUUAAACGAAAAACAUGACACGAAUAAACAAAGUUCAGAUAGGCUAAACAGGAUUAUUGAAAACAAUGGUCUUCAUGAUAUAUGGCGAGUGAUUAACCCUAAAAGUAAAAGCUAUACUUGACAUUCUAAUACAAAAGCUCCUAUAUUUUGUAGGUUAGAUUAUUUUCUUGUUUCUCAAAACUUAAUUAAUGUUGUUUCAAAAUGUACUAUUUCGCCAAGUUAUAGGUCAGAUCAUU
This is a messenger RNA of Mercenaria mercenaria, 1471 nucleotides long. Its product is annotated as von Willebrand factor D and EGF domain-containing protein-like. The transcript is spliced from 4 exons. The record is from RefSeq and is a predicted model, not a curated record. NCBI's taxonomy places the organism in Eukaryota, Metazoa, Mollusca, Bivalvia, Venerida, Veneridae. Bases 295 to 945 code for a protein of 216 amino acids.